Bathycoccus prasinos is the source of this 426-nucleotide messenger RNA. RefSeq lists its product with no specific name. NCBI's taxonomy places the organism in Eukaryota, Viridiplantae, Chlorophyta, Mamiellophyceae, Mamiellales, Bathycoccaceae. Bases 1 to 426 code for a protein of 141 amino acids. The transcript has a single exon. The record is from RefSeq and is a predicted model, not a curated record.
AUGGAUAAACUGAUGAAAAACAUCGCCAUCUUCUCCUCCGCGUUUAUCGUCGUACCCGCCGGGAGAGAUAUUGUCGCACCUUUAUACGGUUUACCUCUUUUAGACGACGGAAAGAUGUUACAACUGAUGAACCCGCAAGGGAAGGAUGCACAAACUAUGAUGUGGGGAUUGUGGGGGAUCAACCACGUGUUCGUGUCGAUUUUGAAAGUCAUCGCGGUUCGUGAAAACAAUCAGAGACUGAUGAAAAUGCUCCUGUGUACGGUCGUGCCGACGCUGUAUUUCCUGGUCGCGGGUAAUGCUGGGAUGAAAAAAGCCGGGGGCGAUAUGACUGGGUUCGUGAUUAUCAUCGCUUUGCAAUUGGUCAGUUUAACGUACUUGGCGUUUAAAAGCGACGGAAGAAGAAGAAGCUCGAGGAAAACGAGAUAG